CAUCACUCCUCACGCGGUUUUUGUCAACUUUCCCUUCUCCUCCACCCCCACCUAUCAUUUCCUCUUACUAUUUCCUUUCCCCUCUCUGUAAAACCCCUCUCUCUCUCUAGCCGGAAACCAGAAUUUCCCACUUUUUCCUCUCUCACAAAGACACCCUGCACACGCAGAUUCCUUCUUCCAUUACCACACGCACUCUUUCUCUUCACUCUGAUCCCCAGCCCGACCUCUUUCCUCUCCCGUGCAACCCAUCAUCACAUUUUCUUCACCCUCUUUCAUCAUAUUUGUUAUAUUUGAUUUCACUGCCUCUCUCUCUCUCUCUACUUUGAUCCAUCAUUCACUCUUCAGUAACCUCUUUCCUUAAUUUAAAGAAGAAAAAAGGGGGAGAUACAUAUAUACUGGGUCUCUCUCUCGCAUCUUCCUAAAAUUUCUUACUUUUUGCUACACAAAGUCACACCCUUCUGGUUCUUCUGCAAAGCGAUUUGUUUUUUCACUUCUGAAUUCUCCGCGCCUUGCUGGUGAGGGAAAUGAGGGAUGUUCUCGUGGCUGGCAAGGAUGGCGUCGGCGUGUUGGAAGCCAGUAAGGCGGUAUGCCCGUAUGAACAAGGAUGAUAUUAAUGACGUUGAUUCUAUGCUCGGUGACUCGCUCCUCUGGUGUCGGGACCUCGAGAAGCACUCCUUAGGCGAGUUCUCCUUCGCCGUGGUCCAGGCCAAUGAGGUCAUCGAGGAUCAUAGCCAGGUUGAGACCGGCCAAAACGCCACUUUUGUCGGCGUUUACGACGGCCAUGGCGGCCCCGAAGCGUCUCGCUUUAUCCGCGACCAUCUUUUUCUACAUCUAGUCAGACUUGCUCAAGAAAAUGGAACCAUGUCUGAAGAUGUCCUCCGGAGUGCUUUCUCUGCAACUGAGGAUGGGUUCCUUGGUCUUGUUCGUAGGACUUGGGGAAUAAAACCACUAAUUGCUGCAAUUGGUUCUUGUUGCCUGGUUGGGGUGAUCUGGAGAGGAACAUUAUAUGUUGCCAAUUUGGGUGAUUCUCGAGCUGUUAUUGGUUCUUUAGGCAGAUCUAAUAAGAUAAUUGCUGAGCAAUUGACCAGGGAUCACAAUGCAAGUAUGGAGGAAGUUAGACAAGAACUCAGGUCCAGGCAUCCAGAUGAUUCACAUGUUGUAGUCAUGAAGCAAGGAGUCUGGCGUAUCAAAGGCAUCAUUCAGGUAUCUAGAUCUAUAGGUGAUGCAUACUUGAAGAGGCCAGAGUUUUCUCUCGAUCCUUCAUUUCCGCGAUUCCACCUUGCUGAACCUAUCCAUCGACCUGUGCUGACAUCAGAACCAUCUGUAUGUACAAGAGUUUUACAACCCAAUGACAAAUUUCUCAUAUUUGCAUCCGAUGGACUUUGGGAACACAUAACAAAUCAGGAAGCUGCUGAUAUUGUGCAUAAUAACCCUCGAUCUGGAAUCGCAAGGAGACUUCUCAAAGCAGCUUUAAAUGCAGCAGCUAGGAAAAGGGAGAUGAGAUAUGAUGAUCUCAAAAAUGUUGAAAAGGGGGUCAGGCGGUUCUUUCACGAUGAUAUUACAGUUGUCGUUAUCUUCAUAGACCAUGAUUUGCUGGGUAAGAAAAUAUCUGUACCAGAGCUGUCGGUAAGAGGCUUCAUUGACACGGUUGGUCCAUCAAAUUUCAAUAUUCUUCAAGGAUUGAUGUGAGUGCUUGGUCCAUUAUCUUAAAUAAGUACCAGGCAACUUGAAUGGCUCAGUCUGGUACAAGAAGAUGGGUUCAUAAAGCCUUUUAAUUGUUCAUUCAACGUUUUUUUCAACUCCAUAAUCAUUUCUUUGAGUCUUCACUUUGUCCUUUCCAAGUUUCUUCUACAAGCGAAGUUGGAACCUGUUUUUCCAUAAGAUAUGCACCCUUUCGAUGGUUCUUGUAAGGAAAUCUACGGAUUUUUUUUCUUUUUGGAGGUUCUUAUGUUGGGGGUCUGUAUACACUCAGACGUUGUGCAAUUAUACAGUUUGUUUGAAUAAAUUUGUUGUUAUUGAA
This is a messenger RNA of Carya illinoinensis, 2020 nucleotides long. Its product is annotated as probable protein phosphatase 2C 68. Bases 532 to 1689 code for a protein of 385 amino acids. The transcript is spliced from 4 exons. The record is from RefSeq and is a predicted model, not a curated record. Gene Ontology annotation, biological process: protein dephosphorylation. Gene Ontology annotation, molecular function: cation binding; protein serine/threonine phosphatase activity. NCBI's taxonomy places the organism in Eukaryota, Viridiplantae, Streptophyta, Magnoliopsida, Fagales, Juglandaceae.